AUGGGGUUGAUCGAGGACGCGUUUGGUGCGGAGCCACCGAUAGAUGGACGGGACACGACUGCAGAGCGUCGUUGGUGGGAUAAAAACAUACCCAGCUGGAUACAACGUCCCGGUCCUGGCAUGCUUCCGCCACUCCUUGCAGACACACUGCAUCACCCCGACCACUCGCUCGUUAGUGUCACUGUCACUCCGCCAGAUAUUUCAGCAGGUGCAAUACCUGGUGGAAGCUCUAGUGCGGGUUCAUCCGCAUCCAAUUCUCCUCCCCCAGGAUCCACGUCUGGUACACACAGCCGUUCAUCGAGCGCGUCCAUCCCUGCUCCGCCAACAGCCGAAGAGCUGCGGGAAGCGGUUCCGCACCCCCACGCGUAUUAUUGCAGACGACAUAACGGAUGGGUAUUGCUCCUUUGGCGAACGUCGAGCCUGCUCCCACCCCUUGCGCCGUCAUUUACCAACAACCUGCAUCCGCCGUUGCCUGACCAGGACCGUCGGAAGCUGACGCAGAAUUGUCUGGAGUCACCUGUCGGGCGACCGCAAAACAAGACCCAUCACUUUCAUCGUUACGAGAAGGCUGUCGAUGCGGCGCACAUAUCGCCUAAAUACUCACCGCGCGCAUGGGAAAGAGCCGAGCGCUCAAAGCAGUCCCGAAGACGCAUGACGAUCGGCUCAGACGACCUAGACUCCGAAGUGGUUGCGGCUGCGGUUAGUGGGGAUUUGCAAAGCGAGCGUAUGACACAAAUGGUUACGGACGCGAAGGAAGAGGAGGAAACGCACUACCUGCUAGACCUUUAUGUCUGUUGCCAAUGCUCGUUCUAUGUCGUCGUCUCCGACGUGAUCCCCAGCGUUAUUCCUUACAAAACACUUGAUGGGUUCGUUGCAGAGAAAAACAGUCAUCCGUCUGUUGGGAAAACGGAACAACAAUCCGUACAUGCGGCUUGGGAGACGGUUAUCACGAUCAUGGAAAACAAGCUCUGGAAGGGCAAUAAUAAAAUGCUUUCCGUUGGCGGAAAGGCGUUUUCCUCGAAAGUGGGAUGGAGUAACAAUGUACAGAAGCUCUUUGAAUCUAUUGGCUUCAAGAUGAUAAUGUCUUCUCCCAAAGAAGGCAUGGCUUCUGUUCCAAUGCUACAGCCUCCUGAUACAGAUGUAUCGAACGAGGUUGGCCGAUUGAACCGCGACCGCCUUUUGCGUGCAUGGGUGGAGAUAGGUGCAAUUCUUGCGGAUUUCCGCCGCCGUUUCCCGAACGUAACAAAAGACUACACUCCGCAUAGGCUGUGGGUUAAGACUGAGAAUGCCCGCGAAUUUUACCAAACUGCUAUUGGUGCUCACGCAGACCAAAUCAAGCGCGGACAACUACCCGAUGCGUUACAAGAGGCUCACCUGUUUGAUUCGGAUUGGGACAAGCUCGGCAUGACACCUUCGACGUAUGACAGCGAGCUCCUCCAUUUCGCCUACCUCGCCCAAUGCCGCUGUGACCCACAGAACACUCCUGAGUAUUUCCAGGCUCUCAGUAACGUCGUGGAUGCACUGCGUAGUGUCAUGCAAUCUCCUUCAUCCCUCGAGACUUUACUUGCUUCAGAAAGGUCACGCGGUCGCUUCACUGUUUCGGAUGUGCAAACGGCUAUCCGAACUCUAGGUUUUGGCGCUGACAACGACCUGCGGGUGGACUAUGACGAAGACGUUGACGAGCAUUUCCUGCAAAGUGCGUGGCGUGACGCGGUUCGGCGUUCCUGGAGAGAACACGAUGGUGCAUCCCGACGUCGUGACCUUAACGAGGCAUUCCGGAUCCUUGCGGAAAGCCGACGCAGUUUGGAGCUAGUGAAAGCGUUUGAAGAUGACCAGAUCAACGGCAUGACGCCUGAUAAAGCGUAUAGCACACUCGAAGUACCGAUGGGUGUUGAUGAGGAGAUGCUUAUUACUGUGUAUAAUAUGCGUGUCGAAGAUCAGCCUUCGUCGCUGAACAAAAUGCGUGAAGCAAUGCGCGUGAUCGCCGAGUUCACGUAUAGUGAACGGUUGCAGAGGUUCCUCGAGACCGGUAACGAUCCUGGCGUGGUUGUUGCUCAGACAAGGCCAGAAUGGCCACGGGGUCUGAACCAAUUAGGAAACACCUGUUAUUUAAACUCGUUACUGCAGUACUUCUAUACGAUCAAGGAUCUUCGAGAUGCCAUCGCUCCUCUUGCAGUCGAGGAUAAAUUCACGGACAGUGACAAACUCAAGGAUGAUGAUCUGAAAAAUCAUCGCGUUGGCGGACGUAUGGUCUCAAGAUUUGAAGUCGUUCGAUCGCGAAAAUUUGUUUCUCAACUGGCAAACCUGUUCAUGCAGCUUGAAAAUAGCGAAACACCUGCGGUCACGCCCACGCUUGAGCUUGCCAAACUUGCUCUCGUUACGUCCAAGGACGAAGAGGAGGACGACCCUGAACGAGUAGGGACAGACUCUUCUCACAGCACGGAUGCCACACUAGUAGACGAGCCUGCGCCUCUCAGAGAAAAUUCGUCAUCUCAACCGAAGUCUCCCUCACCAAGUGGCUCUUCAGUACUAGGUAAGCGUCCAAGGAGCUUUGGGCGAAGAAAGUCCGCGGAGGGUGCACCCACAGAAGACCAGGAUAAGGACAAGGAUGGCUAUGUCCUGGUGUCUAAACCGUCAGGUUCAAACACCCCUGUGACUGCAACCCCGGAUGCAGAAGGAGAUGUGCAGAUGUCUGAACCAGGAACUGCUACGCAAAGUGCAGUGACGACAAAAGCGCCUCCUCUCCCGCCUCGUCCCCUCAAGGCGCCCCAGUACUCGGGCUCGGAAAUGCUGUUUGGUAGACAACACGACGUUGCGGAGUGCAUGGACAACUGCAUGUUCCAGAUCGAGACUGCGCUUCUUCGAUUUGGCGAAUUGAUAGGGCCUGAUGACAGCAGUAAGAGGAGUAUCGUCAAAAGCCUAUUUUAUGGCAAGAUCCGUCAACGGCUUUCGGUUCCUCCAGAUGCGAAGAAAUCAAAAUCAUCUAUGCAUGAGCGGGAAGACUACUUCUCACAUCUACCCGUAAACGUGUCGGAAGAAAGCUUCGAUCUAUAUGACGGUCUUAGCGGGUAUUUCGCUAUGGAGGAUGAUGUCGACUUUGAAGGGACUCGAGCCAAGAUGAACGUCAGCCUCGUUGAAUUACCGCCUAUCCUACAUAUUCAACUUCAGCGCGUACAAUUCAAUCGGGAUACACUCCAGCCAUACAAGUCGCACGCAUAUGUCAAGUUCGGCGAGACGAUUUGCAUGGAUCGUUUCCUGGAUGAUGCGCCAGCCGAAAAGAAAGCGAAAGCCAAGGAGAUCCAAGCCGAACUAACUGCAUGUCGAGACCGUAUUCAUCACUUGACACAAGACAAACACGCUCCUUUUGAACAAAGCCUUGAUGACUCGUACAAUUUCCUCUCGAAGCAAACCGCGCUCGACCUGCCAGAUGCAACAGACGAGCUUAAGAAUUUCUUGCUUUCCGAGAAGGAGGUCGUUGCACGAGAGAUCGCAGAGCGACGCGCUCGGAUCGGCGAACUGAAAACUCAACUAGAGGACGUGUGGCGAGGCGAGCAACGAGCGGAAUACGAGUUGACAAGCGUAUUUGUCCAUCGUGGUUCUUCACCAACGUUCGGUCAUUACUUCGUGUAUCAGCGCUGGCUACCGGAUCACCCAGAUGAAUGGUUCAAAUACAAUGACUCGGAUGUGAGCGUUGUGGAUAAGUCAGAGGUUUUAGCAGAUACGACAGGAAGCACUGCAAACCCUUACUUGCUGGUCUUUGCGCGUAAAGGAACACAGGUGAUCCAAACCGUGAGCAGGGCAGAUUCUAUGACUGUCGACUAG
Fomitiporia mediterranea MF3/22 is the source of this 3822-nucleotide messenger RNA. RefSeq names its product cysteine proteinase. NCBI's taxonomy places the organism in Eukaryota, Fungi, Basidiomycota, Agaricomycetes, Hymenochaetales, Hymenochaetaceae. Bases 1 to 3822 code for a protein of 1273 amino acids. Gene Ontology annotation, biological process: protein deubiquitination; proteasome-mediated ubiquitin-dependent protein catabolic process; regulation of proteasomal protein catabolic process. Gene Ontology annotation, molecular function: cysteine-type deubiquitinase activity; proteasome binding. The record is from RefSeq and is a predicted model, not a curated record. The transcript has 12 exons.